GGCUGCUAUAGCUCUAAAAUCGAAUUGUCGUUGACUUCGAUCGGAGGAGUCGAAGAGGGUUCUUUUAAAUAUACUAUACGAAAAAAAUCACUUUUACCUGGCGACAAGGGAUGGUAUGCCAAAGUCCCAAAGUUGUACCCACAGAAAAAAGAGAUCAAAAUAAAAUUAGAACAAGAAUUGAAUCUUAAAUGCACUGGCCAUCGAGAAAUAAAAUUUUUCAUGUUUUUAAAUGGUCCGAGUGAUCAGACAUUAAAGCUGUUGAACGGGUUCAUACGGUCAAGGGAGGCU
Cotesia congregata is the source of this 288-nucleotide messenger RNA. The record is from the annotation of a GenBank genome assembly. Lineage: Eukaryota; Metazoa; Arthropoda; Insecta; Hymenoptera; Braconidae.